AUGGACGCCUCUGAAAGCAUGACAGAGGACGACUUCGAGAAGCAAAAGAACUUCGUAAUAAAAGUCGCCGAAUCUUUUUACAUGGCACCAAAGACAACGCAGUUUGCUCUUGUAACAUAUAGUAGCACUGCUACUAUGCAUAUUCGCUUCAAGGACCAUCUUAAGCGGGACUCCUUUAAUGCAGUGGUAAAGGGACUUCCCUUUGCCGCUGGAGGAACACGAUUUGACAGAGCACUCAAGCUGGCCGCCGAGGAGGUUUUCACAGCCAAAGGUGGUACGCGUGUUGGCGUGCCAAAAGUAAUGAUCAUCUUAACAGAUGGACGUCAGAGUAAUGAUUACGACGCGGUUCCGAUUCAAGACGCCGUACUUCCUCUUCGGCAACUUUCAGUUCAGAUUCACGCGGUGGCCAUUGGCAGCCAAGUAAAUCGGCUACAACUACGCAAGCUUGUUACGAAAGAAGGUGAUAUCUUCAGUAUUAAAGACUUUGACAGCUUAGUUAACAAGUCCCGACAACUCGCUACCAAGACAUGCGGCACCAUUACAAGUCCACCCUCAGGUAAAUAACAGAAAUAACAACCCAUCGAUUAAUUUUUUUCCGCGAUUACAUAACUAAAAAAACAAUAAAAUGACAUAGGACUCCGAAUCGGACCGCGUCGGAUAUUGGCGGAUAACUUUUGUUUUAAUGCUUUCUUUUUUUUUGAUGGAGCAAUCUACACAGUAAGCCAUUAAUAGUUACAAAACACUUCCCUUGACUAGACUUUGAGCAUUCGUUCCUUUUCCUCAGAUUAGCAAGACACGUGACUUGCUUAUGAGUAUGCAAAUUUACGGCAAUAAUUGAGAGAGAAUUUUUGCUCUUCUUCUUUGCGGACGUUUUUCUCUUUUUAUAAAAAUACGAAAAGGAAGGGUCUUCUCACAGUCUUUCUUUCGCUAGAGAACAGGGUCCACAGUGCCACAUCAAAGUUAUGUAGAAGUUAUGGUGAACAAUUUUAUUAACAUUUGCACACAUGAGUUAACAUUUCUCCAUUUUCAUUACCUUUAUCCCGCUGUAAACGCCAUAAGGGGGUUGAGUUUGUUGUUAGUUCUCUCCCUUGCUCCGACAGGUUUUUCUCCGGGUACUCCGGCUAUCCCCUCUGCUCAAAAACCAACAUUUCCAAAUUCCAAUUCGACCAGGAAUCAGGUAGACGAAGAAACACUAUGUAGAUAUGCUACCUCCAAAUCGUUAUUUUAUUUUAUUUAUUUACUUUUAAUUAACAGUCUCGUUCAAAGGAGCUGCUGCCAAGCAAAAAUCGUGUUUUAAAAACGUGGACAUUGGAUUUGUCAUGGACGCCUCAGAUAGCACCACUCCACAGGAAUACCAAAAUCAGAAGGAACUCGUCCAGCAACUCUUCUCAUAUUAUGAUAUCUCCAGAGAGGACACAAGAGCCGGAGUAGUCGUCUACAGUAGUAACGCCUUCACCAUUGUCGGCCUGAACAGCUACAAGGAUUCAUCGGUUUUUCGGCGGGCCGUGAAUGCUCUGCCACGAAUCGGUGGGGGGAACAGGAAAGACAAGGCUCUUGUAACAGCUAGGAGAAUGUUCAAGGCUAAACGACCUCAAAAUCUUGCUGGAGCUGAAAAGCCAUCUCAACUUUUGGUUUUCAUUACUAAAGGUGCACAGUCCACUGCUUCGGAUGUACUCCCACUUGAGCGCGCAGUACACCCACUCAGAAAGCAUGGUGUUAGGGUUGUGGUCGUGGGCAUUGGACAAAAAGUAGUUUAUCGGGAACUGAGGAAGAUUGCGCAAGAUUCUAAGGACAUUUAUCUGGCUUCCUCGCUAAGUGACGUGGAUAAAGUAUCACACGACUUGAUGAAAGUUAUUUGCAAGGUAAAUUAUCCCCCUCCAUAA
Messenger RNA from Porites lobata, 1883 nucleotides. Lineage: Eukaryota; Metazoa; Cnidaria; Anthozoa; Scleractinia; Poritidae. The record is from the annotation of a GenBank genome assembly.